GCAAGGGGUUCUAGUCAAGCGGAUACAUUCCCCGGCAGUGUUUGUCUUGAUGCCAUUUAACAGUUUGAUUUAUUCCUUCACAUAUAACAUCUAAAUAUCAUAGAAAUUCCCUAAGUAUAACCUUAGAAUCAAGAUAUAGUCAUAACCAUGAGUCGAAACGGGAAAGGGAUUGAAGACCAGGAGGCAGGAUAUGUAGGGUUUGCCAAUUUACCAAACCAAGUUCAUCGCAAGUCAGUCAAAAAAGGAUUUGAGUUCACUCUAAUGGUUGUAGGAGAGUCUGGAUUAGGCAAGUCAACGCUGAUUGAAAGCUUAUUCCUGACAGAUAUAUACGAUGAUAACAAAAUUCCUCCUGUCAUUGAUCGCAUUUACCAGACGCUCAACAUCGAAACAAACACUGUAGAAAUCGAGGAAAAAGGCAUCAAGUUGAAGCUGACUGUAGUCGAUACUCCUGGGUUUGCCGACGCUGUUGAUAACACUGACUGCUGGCAGGCGAUAUUGGAUUACAUUAACAAGCAGUUCGAGUCUUAUCUUCGCGAUGAAUCGGGUUUGAAUCGAAGAAAUAUUGUCGACACUCGGGUUCACUGUUGCUUGUAUUUCAUCAAUCCACACGGACAUGGAUUAAGACCAGUGGAUGUGCAAUUCAUGCAAGCACUACACAACAAAGUAAACAUUGUCCCAGUUAUCGCUAAAGCUGACUGUCUUACAAAACAUGAGCUAAGCAGACUCAAAAGAAAGGUACUUAACGAAUUAGAAGACAACUCUAUCAAAAUCUAUACCUUUCCCGACUGCGAAAGUGACGAUGAUGAAGAGUUUAUUGAGAUUAACAAAGAAUUAAAAAUGACUGUACCCUUUGCUGUGAUUGGCAGUAACAGGCUAAUUGAAUCCCGAGGUCGAAAGAUUCGAGUGAGGCAGUACCCAUGGGGGUACGCUGAAGUGGAAAAUCCCGAUCAUUGCGACUUUGUCAUGUUACGAAACUUCCUCGUAAGAACGCACAUGCAAGAUUUAAAAGAUGUGACUCAGGACAUUCAUUAUGAAAACUACCGAGCAGAGCGACUGUCCAGGGAGACUGGUACCCCUGUUGGAUAUAAGAAAGUGCAAGACAUGAAACGAAAGAGUGGCACAUACGAUUCAAUUGACGCUACCAUGUCUGAGAAGGACAAAAUGCUGAGGGAGAAAGAACUUGAAUUAAAGCGAAUGCAAGCAAUGUUGGCUCAAAUGCAGAAGGAAAUUCAACAACAGAAUGUCUCAAAGGUUAACUUCCGGUUUCAUUGUAACUUCCAGUUCUCUUUUCCGCGCUUUUUACAAAAAGAGCGCACGUGACUUGUGAGAACUCUGGAGUAACAGAAAAAAAAUUGCAAUAACAUUAAUAUAAUAAUUAUCAAGACAAAAUAUAAAAACACAUUAAAGCUAUUAAUCCUGUUAAUUUUUAAUUUUAAUAUUGUAAAAAUAAGUGCUAUAUUCAACGUUUAUUUUGAAUGGUUUUAUCACUUUUUCAAGCGUAUAUUAUGUCAUUAUGGUAUUGGUUUGCUGCACAAACGAUAUAUUCGCACACAUCUCGUGGGAGAGGAAAAUCUCUUGUUUUGUUCAAAUAUUUACUUUAAUAUAAACGUGAAAAUUCAAAUAAACUCAUUAAAUAUGUUCAA
Messenger RNA from Actinia tenebrosa (Australian red waratah sea anemone), 1643 nucleotides. Its product is annotated as septin-1. Gene Ontology annotation, molecular function: GTP binding. NCBI's taxonomy places the organism in Eukaryota, Metazoa, Cnidaria, Anthozoa, Actiniaria, Actiniidae. The record is from RefSeq and is a predicted model, not a curated record.